GUCGGAUGAGUGAGCUGGAGGGACGCUCCGACCGCGGCCGGGAGGCUCCUGGGGGCCGGGGCUCCGAGGUUAUAAUAUAACUUAUCCUCUCAUGCUUUUUCCCUGCCCCUUCUCCCCAAAUCAUCAACAGUAGAAAAAGAAGAAGAAGAAGAAGAAGAAAACAUGUCAGGACACAAAUGCAGUUACCCCUGGGACUUACAGGAUCGAUAUGCUCAGGAUAAGUCAGUUGUAAAUAAGAUGCAGCAGAAGUAUUGGGAAACAAAGCAGGCCUUUAUUAAAGCCACGGGGAAGAAGGAAGAUGAACAUGUUGUGGCCUCCGAUGCAGACCUGGAUGCCAAACUGGAGCUAUUUCACUCAAUUCAGAGAACCUGUUUGGAUUUGUCUAAAGCAAUUGUACUCUAUCAAAAGAGAAUAUGUUUCUUGUCUCAAGAAGAGAACGAACUGGGAAAAUUUCUCCGAUCCCAAGGCUUCCAAGAUAAAACCAGAGCAGGAAAAAUGAUGCAAGCGACAGGAAAGGCCCUCUGCUUUUCUUCCCAGCAAAGGUUGGCCUUGCGAAAUCCUUUGUGUCGAUUUCACCAAGAAGUGGAGACUUUUCGACAUCGGGCCAUCUCAGACACUUGGCUGACGGUGAACCGCAUGGAGCAGUGCCGGACUGAAUACAGAGGGGCAUUACUAUGGAUGAAGGACGUGUCACAGGAGCUUGAUCCAGACCUCUACAAGCAAAUGGAGAAGUUCAGGAAGGUACAAACACAAGUACGCCUUGCCAAAAAAAGCUUUGACAAAUUGAAGAUGGACGUGUGUCAAAAGGUGGAUCUUCUUGGAGCAAGCAGAUGCAAUCUCUUAUCUCAUAUGCUAGCAACAUACCAGACCACUUUGCUUCAUUUCUGGGAGAAAACAUCUCACACUAUGGCAGCCAUCCAUGAGAGCUUCAAAGGUUAUCAGCCAUACGAAUUCACUACGUUAAAGAGCUUACAAGACCCUAUGAAAAAGCUGAUUGAGAAGGAGGAAAGGAAGAUCACCCAGCAGGAGAGUGCAGAGGCCGCAGCAGAGGAGCCGAGCCAGUUAAUUUCAUUAGAGGAAGAAAACCAGCACAAGGAAUCCUCUAGUUUUAAGACUGAAGAAGAAAAAGGUGUUUUAUCUGCCUUAGACAAAAGCUCUACACACAAUGCAUGCUCAGAUGAACUAUUAAACGUGAAAUCUGAGGAAGGUGCUUGCCUGGGCCCAACAACAGGGACUCCAGAACCCGAAGGUGCUGACAAAGAUGACCUGCUGUUGUUGAGUGAGAUCUUCAACGCUUCCUCCCUGGAGGAGGGUGAGUUCAGCAAAGAGUGGGCUGCUGUGUUUGGAGACGAUCAGCUGAAGGAGCCCGCGCCCACUGUGGCCCCAGGAGAGCCAGACCCUAAGCCCCAGACAGGCUCACGGUUCCUUCCGUCACAGCUUUUAGACCAAAAUAUGAAAGACUUACAGGCCUCGCUACAAGGCUGGUCAGAGAGAAAUGUCAAUCCUCCUCCUACUCCAUGGCCAGCACCAAAGGCGAGCAGUCCAAAUGACAGCGGCCCUGCAGUGAAAGAGCCUGCCAAGGCUGCCUCGGACCUGACUGCCUGGUUCAGCCUCUUUGCUGACCUUGACCCUUUAUCAAAUCCUGAUGCUGUUGGGAAAACCGAUAAAGAACAUGAAUUGCUCAAUGCAUGAGUCUGCAGCCUCAGGGCGAGAGCCCACGUGCCAUUCCUCAGCCACACACCUGGGGGCUCACAGACGUAUGACGUUAUCAGUAUGCCGUUUUAAUAUUUACGUGCCAUUUUAAUAAAUCAAAAGGGUCAAAGGCCCUGUUUAUAUUGGUAUAAUUAUUUACUCUCAUUUGGUAUAAAGGGUUUUAGUGUAUUCUCUACAUGGACCUGACAAUACAGGAUUGUCUAGGAGCUGUGUCCAGUGUGGCCACGUUCCUGCCAGCCUCCACAUCAUGGCUGCUGAUGUGUCACUGGGCAACUGUGAGAUCCAUGUUCAGACCAUAAGCCUACUUUGCGUUAGGUUUAAAUAACGCGUCCUACAGCCUCGAAGGCAGCGGGAGGCUGACAGAGCUUAGAUGCCUCCUCUUACACUCCCCUAGAGUGGGGCUGCAGGGAGACUCACUCUUCCUGCUCAGCCGCCUUCCAGUGAGCUCUGGGUGAAGCUCCAGCCAACCAAAGACACUGUCCGCGGCCCUUGCCUGCUGGCCCCGUGUUCUCUUACGGGCGGAGGAGCCGGCGGGUCUCCGCUGCACGAACCUUUCUAUGGAAAGCAGCCACAUCUGCAGAUACCAGUGUCUCCUUUUGUCCUCUCCAUGGCUGGAAUUCAAAAGCAUGUAUUUCUGGAGCCCC
This is a messenger RNA of Pteropus alecto (black flying fox), 2357 nucleotides long. RefSeq names its product islet cell autoantigen 1 (gene ICA1). The transcript is spliced from 15 exons. Gene Ontology annotation, biological process: regulation of transport. The record is from RefSeq and is a predicted model, not a curated record. NCBI's taxonomy places the organism in Eukaryota, Metazoa, Chordata, Mammalia, Chiroptera, Pteropodidae. Bases 163 to 1692 code for a protein of 509 amino acids. Gene Ontology annotation, molecular function: protein domain specific binding. Gene Ontology annotation, cellular component: Golgi apparatus.